AUGGACACCACCACCACCUCAUUCACCACCAGCAAAUGUGAAGAAUUUUUAUCAUUUUUUCAAUCAAAAAUCAACACCAUCCACUCUGAACUGGCCGCCUCCUCUCCCAUCUUCUCCACUACCCCUGAUCAUGCCCCCCCUUUACUCUCUUACCACCCACUCAACUUCUUCUCCGAAAUCACCACAACUGACCUAUCCUCCAUAACUUCUGGUAUGAAAGCCUCCACCUGCAUCCUCGACCCAAUCCCAUCCACUUUAGUCAUAGCCUGCCUCCCCUCACUCUCACCUCUCAUCACCACUAUCAUUAACUCCUCCCUAUCCACUGGCUCUGUCCCUCCUGCCCUCAAGCUGGCUGCCAUCACCCCCAUUCUCAAGAAACCCGGUCUCGACCCUAACUCCCCCAACAACUACAGGCCCAUCUCCAACCUCCCCUUCCUCUCUAAAAUUCUCGAACGUGCAGUUGCCUCCCAAAUCAAAUCCCACCUUCACCACAAUAACCUAUACGAAAAGUUCCAAUCCGGCUUCCGCUCACUCCACAGCACAGAAACUGCCCUCCUCAAGGUCACCAAUGACAUCCUCCUCUCCGCCGACUCUGAUCUAUGUGAAGACCUCAACAUAGAGAUGAAAGGAGGAAAGUUGGUGGAACCAACGGUGGAUUGUGCCAUGCUUUCACAGUUACCUAAACUCCCUAAAACUACAACCACGUUGGACAUUGGACAUGCUAAAGGUUUUGUACAUAAGGUGCAGAUACGCACAGAUGUUAAACCAGUGCAACAAAAACUCAGACGCCUGCCGCUUUCAGUACGUGAUACCGUCACGGCAGAGCUGAAUGAACUGGAAAAGCAGGGAAUCAUAGAGGGAGUUGAUUCAUCCAAAUGGGUUUCCCCUAUUGUAGUCACUCGGAGGAAGAACGGGAAAAUCCGCAUGUGUGUGGAUAUGAGGGAACCUAACAAGGCAGUGGUCCCUGACAGCCAUCCAUUACCACUGAUCGAGGACGUACUUGCUGAGCUGCGCGGGUCAAAGAUGUACUCCACCUUGGAUCUGAAAAGCGCAUACCAUCAACUGGAACUGCAUGAGGAGAGCAGAAAUCUCACUGCUUUCAUUACACACGAAGGAUUGUACAGAUACCGCAGAGUUCCUUAUGGACUAAGUUCAGCUCCUGCAGCAUUCCAGAAAAUGAUGACAAAAAUACUCAGUGGAUUAAAGGGGGUUAAGUGUUACCUAGAUGAUGUCAUAAUCUAUGGGCCCUCACAGGAAGAACAUGACGCGAACCUGAAAGCUGUAAUGAACCGUAUUCAGGAAGCGGGUCUGCAGCUCAACAAGGAAAAAUGCCUCUUCAGUCAGACUACACUGACAUUCCUGGGCCACAGACUCUCACCUGAAGGCUUACAGCCAAGCGAUGGCCAUGUAACUGCAAUCCUGAAUGCGCCUGCUCCUACCGAUGCAGCUACCCUGCGCUCAUUCCUGGGCUUAAGUGCAUGGUAUAGCAAAUUUAUACCUAACUACGCCAGCCCGGUAAAGCCAAUGAGAGCUCUGUUGUGGAAGAAUACAAUUUUCAAGUGGAAUGAUGCAGCACAACAGAGCUUUGAUCAAGUCAAAAACAUGGUUGUCAACAGCCCAGCACUGACACUGUUUGACCCAAACAAACCAACAGUGGUCUCAACUGACGCUUCUGAUUACGGACUUGGAGCUGUUUUGACACAGGUGAAUGAGGCAGGAGAGGAAGACACAAUCGCUUUCGCCUCCCGCAGUUUAUCAGAUGCUGAAAGAAAGUACUCUAUAGUUGAAAAAGAGGCUCUCGCAUGCGUUUGGGCUGCUGAAAAGUGGCGUGUGUGGCUCUGGGGAAAGAAGUUCCUGUUACGCACUGACAAUCAAGCUCUAACUACACUCCUGACUACCAAGGGAAAUAAUCGAGCUGGACUUCGGGUUGCCCGGUGGUCUGCUCGCUUAAUGGAGUUUGACUAUGAGGUCCAGUACAGAGCUGGAACACUGAACAGCGUCGCCGACUGCUUAUCCAGACUACCACUUCCUGCGACAAACAAGGAUUAUACUGAGACCGUGGAGUCAGUCGCAACAAUACUGGACGACAUUCAAGCAGUCACUCAAGCGGACUUCAAAGCGGAGAGUAACUUGUGCCCUGUGCUGACCAAACUUCGCGCACAGCUACAAAAGCCUUGGCCAAGACAAAAGAAAGUGCUUGACCAUGACCUACAGCCAUACUACUUGAUACGUGACGAACUGGCAGUUUUGGAUGACUGCGUGGUCAGAGGCACUCACCGUCUCGUGGUUCCAGGGUCACUACAGAAAAGGCUCAUAGAUAUUGCACAUGAGACUCAUCAGGGCAUUGUCAGAACAAAACAACGCAUCAGAGAACUAUACUGGUGGCCUAAAAUGGACGCACAAGUUGAAUCACUCAUCAAAGACUGUACUACAUGCAGACAAAAUGACAAGUCAGUUACUACCUACAAUGCCCCACUCCAACCUGUGCCUUUGCCUGAUGCCGCAUGGGAAAAAGUGUCAAUUGACAUCGUUGGUCCUUUUGAAUCUGCACCAAGAGACUGCAGAUAUGCUGUAACGCUUGUGGACUACUUCAGUAAAUGGCCGGAAGUAGCUUUUGUGGCACAGAUUGAUACUGCAACAAUCAUCCAGUUCCUCAUAGCAACCUUUUCACGGGAAGGUAAUCCAAAAGAGUUAGUGAGUGACAAUGGUACUCAGUUCACAUCAGCUGAAUUCGAAAAUUUCCUAAAACAAAGAGGAAUUGUGCACCUGAAAUCAUCUCUAUAUUAUCCCCGUGCAAAUGGAGAAGUUGAGAGGUUCAACCGAGUGCUCAAAGACUGCCUGAAGACUGCUUCUAUACAAGGGACACCCUGGAAGCCAUUCACAAGGUCCUUUCUUAUGGACUACAGAGCUACUCCACACUCAACCACUGGGGUGAGCCCCUCACAGCUGCUUCAUGGAAGACAAAUGAGAACAAAACUCCAAAUCAUGGAUGUGACUCCUGUCCACGUAAAUAAGAAUGUGGUGCGUGAACGAGUUAAAAAGAUACAGGAAUACGCAAAACAGUACACAGACAGGAAGAGGAGUGCAAAGAAGACAUCCUUCAACCCUGGUGAUCAGGUCAGGAUUCGGAAGCCAUGGAAGGUAAAGAAAGGAGAACAAAAGUUCACAAAGCCAAGAACUGUGGUGCGGAAGAAAGGCCCAUACACCUACCUGUUGGAUGAUGGAGGAGUAUAG
Molecule: messenger RNA, 3234 nt
Organism: Nerophis lumbriciformis (worm pipefish)
Lineage: Eukaryota; Metazoa; Chordata; Actinopteri; Syngnathiformes; Syngnathidae
Source: RefSeq, a predicted model, not a curated record